AUGGAUCUUACCUCGCGGCGCCGCCCUCGCGCGGCCACGUCCUGGGCGUUGUCGCCGCCGCCGCCCACCCCUCCGGCUCCCUCGCCGCCGCCGCCGCCGCCUCCCUCNGGCGUUGUCGCCGCCGCCGCCCACCCCUCCGGCUCCCUCGCCGCCGCCGCCGCCGCCUCCCUCGACAGCUCCGUCCGCGUCUUCGACGUCGACUCCAACGCCUCCAUCGCCUCCCUCGACGUCUCCCCCCCUCUUCCGAGGUCUGGGGCUUGCAGUUCGACCCCAAGCGGCGGCAGCGGCGGUGCUGGCACCGGCGUCGCCCGCGGAUUCGUAGGAUUACUGGCGGAAGUUUUUCCGCACCGCGGCGGACGCCGACAUCUUCCGGGUGAUCGAGAAGGCCAUCGCGGUCUCCAUCGCAGACUUUCCUGACGAGCUCCGCAC
Molecule: messenger RNA, 429 nt
Organism: Ananas comosus (pineapple)
Lineage: Eukaryota; Viridiplantae; Streptophyta; Magnoliopsida; Poales; Bromeliaceae
Product: ena/VASP-like protein
Exons: 3
Coding region: 1-417 (138 amino acids)
Source: RefSeq, a predicted model, not a curated record